Messenger RNA from Galdieria sulphuraria, 1566 nucleotides. Its product is annotated as succinate-semialdehyde dehydrogenase (NADP+). Gene Ontology annotation, molecular function: succinate-semialdehyde dehydrogenase (NAD+) activity. The annotation marks the transcript as partial. The transcript has 2 exons. NCBI's taxonomy places the organism in Eukaryota, Rhodophyta, Bangiophyceae, Galdieriales, Galdieriaceae. Gene Ontology annotation, biological process: GABA catabolic process. The record is from RefSeq and is a predicted model, not a curated record.
GUCGUUGGAAAUGAAUUUCUACCCCAAGUGUCAUAGUUCUGUGUCGUGGCCUUUAACUAUCCCUAGUGGAAAGGCCAUUUUAUUGAAAAGCUUAGAUUUUAAUGGCUUAAAGAAAAGACUUGCAACCGUUAGUACAAGGCAUAGCUUCGUCUCGAACGCAGUGAAAGGUACUUGUGAGUUAGAACUCAAGGAUCCACAGCUGUUAAGAAACAAGUGUUACAUUGGUGGCGAAUUUAUACCUGCUCUGAAGGAAGAUGGACAAGGAUGGUUUGACGUCCUGAACCCAGCUACAGGAGCUUUGAUAACAAAGGUUGCUGAUGGUGGUAAGUUUACCACUCAGCGGGCCAUAGAGAGUGCCUUGGAAGCUUUCGAGUCAUGGAAGAAACUUACCUCUAUGGAGCGUUCCUCACUAUUGAGGAAAUGGUUUGACCUUAUUCUCAAAAAUGCGGAAGAUCUGGGAAAGAUAAUGACUACAGAACAAGGUAAACCUCUUUCGGAGGCUAUCGGGGAAGUCAAAUACGGUGCUUCUUUUGUGGAAUUUUUUGCAGAAGAGGCAAAACGUUUGUAUGGUGAUAUCAUUCCGGCUGGUGUUCAAACGAGAGCUUUGGUAUUUCCACAGCCUGUAGGCGUCUGUGGUUUGAUAACACCCUGGAAUUUCCCUUGUGCUAUGUUGACUCGCAAGGCCGCACCAGCGCUGGCUGCUGGUUGUACUGUAGUUUGUAAGCCUUCAGAAAUGACACCAUUAUCGGCUUUAGCCUUGUGUGAACUUGCUGCUCGUGCAGGUAUCCCUAAAGGAGUAUUGAACGUAGUGACUGGCUUCCAUGCUAAACCGAUUGGCGAAGAGUUGACAAGUAAUUCUCUUGUAAGAAAGAUAAGCUUUACUGGUUCUACUGCUGUUGGAAAGAGGCUGAUGUCAGAGAGUGCAUCUACGGUGAAGAAAGUCAGCAUGGAAUUGGGUGGUUUGGCACCUUUCAUUGUUAUGGAAGAUGCAAACCUGGACUCUGCAGUUUACGGGCUGAUUGCUUGCAAGUUUAGAAACAAUGGUCAGACAUGUGUCUGUGCUAAUCGUGUUUAUGUCCAUUCUAGCAUAUAUGAUGAAUUUACCCACAAAGUUGUUGAGAAAGUAAAGACCCUGCGGGUUGGGAAUGGAAUGGAACCCGGGGUGAAUUUAGGACCUUUGAUUAAUGAGAAAGCAGUGGAAAAGGUGGAUAGACAUGUGAAAGACGCCUCAUCAAAGGGUGCUAAGAUUAUUAUUGGGGGCUCUCGACAUUCACUUGGUGGUCUCUUUUAUCAGCCAACUGUGAUAACAAACAUGGAUGAUUCCAUGACUAUGUCCUGUGAAGAAACUUUUGGACCUGUAGUUGGUUUAUUCAAGUUUCAUACGGAAGAGGAGGUUUUGAAAAGAGCAAACAGUACCAACUUUGGUUUGGCAUCUUAUUUGUACACCAGCGAUUUAGCUCGAGCCUGGAGAAUGGCAGAGUCAUUGGAAAGUGGUAUGGUUGGUUUGAAUGAACCAAUGAUAAGUACAUCUACUGUUCCAUUCGGUGGAGUGAAAGAAAGCGGCGU